UUUUUUUUGUCUUCCUUCCUGCCUUUUUUUUUCUUUUCGAAAUAAUAACUCUCUUUAUAUCCACACCACAAUGAGUGCGAUAGCGACCAAAUCACGAUCCGAAAUGACGGAAGAAGAAUUACGUCAACAAGAAGAAUUGGAAUUCAAUACAGGGCCAUUAUCAGUAUUACAGCAAUCCGUGAAAAACAACAAUCAAGUACUCAUCAGUUGUCGCAACAACCACAAACUCUUGGCUCGUGUCAAGGCUUUCGAUCGUCAUUGUAACAUGGUGCUUGAAAAUGUCAAAGAAAUGUGGACAGAAACUCCCAAAACAGGUAAAGGAACAAAAGCCAAGGCUGUAAACAAGGAUCGAUUCGUUAGCAAGAUGUUUCUUCGUGGUGAUACAGUUGUUCUCGUAUUGCGAAAUACGGUGUAAAUAUAGGAUAUGAAAUAACAACAAUGACGAUGAUCAAACUUAUUUUUUUUUUAUAAUAAAGAUUCUGAUUUAUAUAUAUUAUGUCUUCUUUUUUUUUGUGGGGGAUAUAUGCCAUCAUUGUAAA
This is a messenger RNA of Halteromyces radiatus, 539 nucleotides long. RefSeq lists its product as uncharacterized. Gene Ontology annotation, cellular component: U2 snRNP; U5 snRNP; U4/U6 x U5 tri-snRNP complex. Bases 71 to 415 code for a protein of 114 amino acids. The transcript is spliced from 4 exons. Gene Ontology annotation, molecular function: RNA binding. Gene Ontology annotation, biological process: RNA splicing; spliceosomal snRNP assembly. The record is from RefSeq and is a predicted model, not a curated record. Lineage: Eukaryota; Fungi; Mucoromycota; Mucoromycetes; Mucorales; Cunninghamellaceae.